UGGAAUUUAUAACUAACUCUGUUGGCAGCCUCUUCCAUUUCCAAAUGCAUCUUGCAACUAACUGCUCGUCUCAAUCUCUCUGGAUCAUUCCUUUCGGUUUUUCGGAGAUCAUAAUAGCAACAAAUCCGGCACCACAUGCCGCUCAGAAUUUCCCUUCUGGAGAUCUCUAAGUUUAUGUGAAAAGUACCAGAAGAACUCGAGAGCGAUGAACAAGUACUUUCCCGGCGACAGUUCGCAGUUAGGCAGGGGGAAUGGUGAUGGUGCAGGUGUUUGCGCCGGGGCUCCAGUUGCUGUCAAAACUCAUCUUGAGCCAAGGCACCUUCAUUUUCGUAUUAAUGGCGUAUCGCCAUGUUGUUGCCGCUCUCUGUGUUGCUCCGUUGGCUUUCUUCUUGGAGAGGGGUGGCUCAAAGAAGCUCAGCCGGUCCGGUUGGCUAUGGCUAUUCAUCGGUGCUAAAACAGGGUAUGUAUGCAUCGUUUGUUCUUACUUCCUCUUUCGACCAGACAAUACAAACGUGCUAGCGGCUUAAUGAGUUUUUUGAUUGAUAAUGUGAUUUAAUUAGUUAUUUCUAGUGAUGCGAUAUAGUGGGUUCCAAUUAGCAGAAAACUGUAUUUUAUGCUUUAACUAACAAGAUUUGUUAUUGUAUUGAAAGAAGAUUCGAUCAAACUUUGAUAGAAUCUGAAGAAGAUUUGAUGUUAUUGAAGAUGAAGGCAGGAAGCUUUAAGAAACUGUGACAGAGUAAAAUGAGAGAGAAGAAGAAAACCUAAAGUCAGAAAAUUAUAAAAUGAGGGAAAUUGUUUUACUACCGUGCACGAGCAGGUAUUUAUACAAGAAAAUUUAUCUUAUCCUUAUUUACAAAAUGACCCCUGUAUUUGCAAGUAAUUACAAUUAAACACUACUUAUAUUCAAUUAUAUUGAGAUCAUCACUUACAGUGCUCGACUCUCAUCAAAUCCAGCAAUUAGUUAAAUUAGCUUUUAAUGUAGUAACGAGGACUAGGGGGUGAAACUCAUUGAUUAGUUACAUAUAUACUUACAUAUAUACAUAAAUAAGAGAAAACUUACAGGGGGUGAAGAUAGUCGAAUAGUGAGUUAACAAGGUGCACCGCUUGCUUGGUGGACUGAACUACAAUAAGUAAAGUCUGCAAAGACACUUUCACUUGACAGGGCUCUCCUGUGCCUGUUACAACUCUUUACAAAUGCUGACUCUAUUCCAGGCUGACAACAGAGUGACAAUGGGAAUGGGAAUGUUCUAUUAUGGCCUCCGUGAUACCACAACAUCAUAUGCUCUCAACUUCAUCAACUUAAUCCCAGCCGUCACUUUUGUAUUUUCCAUCAUUGCUCGAAUGGAGAAAUUGAGGGUUCGUACCAGGGAGGGCAAAAUCAAGAUAUUGGGUGCAACACCGUGCGUCGCAGGGGCAUUGACUACUAGUCUUUAUGAGGGAAAAGGAUUUCAUAUUGGUCAUAAAAGUCUUCGCUAUUCUACUGCCAUGAAGACAUCUAAGGAUUACUGGUUCCGUGGCACCUUCAUCCUGACUGGAAGUUGCUUGUCCUAUGCUACUUGGUUCCUUGUCCAGGUUAAGUCGCUCCAGGUAUUUCCAUCAAAAUAUUGGGCAACAAUGUUGACGUGCAUAAUAGCCUCCCUGCAAGCCACCAUCAUAGGUUUAUGCGUAGACAGGCGUAAGGCUUCUUGGAGAUUAGGAUGGGAUCUUCAACUGGUUACCAUCAUUUACUCGGGAGCACUAGCUACAGCUGCAACCUACUGCUUAAUAACUUGGGCAGUAGCAAAGAGAGGCUCUUACAGACCCUCCAAUGUCCAACCCACUAGCUCAUGUUUUCGUCACAGUGGCGGCAGAUCUCAUUCUUGGGAAGAGGUAACCGCAGGAAGCUUGGUAGGCAUGUUUUUGAUAGUGGUUGGAUUGUACUCCUUUCUAUGGGGAGCAAGACAAGAUCAGUUCACAAGCUUGCCUCAACUAAAUGCAGAAACUGAAGCAGCAGCACCGGCAACAGCUUUUGAAUUUGUAGGAAUUCAGCCUAAGGCCAGAGUAAUACAAACAGUUCUGCCUGCCAAGAAUGCCAAUGACAUUGAAGAAGGUAGGUGUGCAUUACAGCAGACAGGCAAAUGGCACAAGACAAGAGAAGAGAGGGAAAACUGAGAAGCCAUGGAUUUUGAGAGCUGAGGUUUUACUAGGGCUUUACCUGUUCCCUAAUGAUUUCUCCAGAAAACUAAAAUAAACAACUGAUAAAACCUUGGAGUAUAAGAGAAGAAG
This is a messenger RNA of Carica papaya (papaya), 2265 nucleotides long. RefSeq names its product WAT1-related protein At5g64700-like. Gene Ontology annotation, molecular function: transmembrane transporter activity. The record is from RefSeq and is a predicted model, not a curated record. Gene Ontology annotation, cellular component: membrane. Lineage: Eukaryota; Viridiplantae; Streptophyta; Magnoliopsida; Brassicales; Caricaceae.